GUUUGCACAAAACCACUAGCCGUGACAACGAACGUUGGUUCUCAAUAUACGAUACACAGAUGGCGAGAAUGAAAAUAAUAGCCGUCAUAAUAGGCGUACUGGGGGUGGUACCGUACGCUCUAGCCACCGACCAAUCAGAAAUUUUCCUCCCCAAAGAAGAGCCAAUCACGUCGCAGGAAAAUGACGCUGGACAAAGACGGGGCAACCCCGAGGUGGUUCUACAGCUGAAGUACGAUAGAGGAGGGCUGAAUAAGAUAUAUUUGGCUCAGUUCAGACAAGACGCGAAGGUUUGGAAACCGGCGGUGGCGGCGGGAACGAAUCUCUGCGCGGACCUGUGUCACGCAGGUCUUGGCGGCGAGGCAUGCGGUUCGUCUUGCACUCAGAUGAUCCCCAUCGGUCUGCAGAAUGCUUUAGAAGAUACAAACCGUACAGAUGUAUUGUAUGGACAACCAAGGGUCUCCGUGUGCCCGUCUCUUUGUGGCAACUAUCUAGGUGAGCCACUGUGCAACUGCAAAGAGAGCGAGGAGGAGGAACAUGACGUGGACUGGGCCGCGAUCUGUGCAGCGUUCUGUGUCGACGGAUAUACUCUUGGAGGAUGCCCGUUGUGCAACUCACCGGCGACGUCCAAUCCCGUCGCGUACCAGGCGUCGCGAGUGCUCAACACGUCCGAGGGAUGGCAAGCGUGGUGCAACGUGCAGUGCCGUCACGGACACGGCGGCGCCGCGUGCAACUGUGACAGGUCACCGUUUAGCGCAUAACGUUCACAGCACCGUAUUCCCGUUCCAAAUUUAAAUCGAUAAUUUAAAAAAAGAAUUAUUCAUUUAAAUCUUCAUAUGCCGAUAACUUUUUUUAUGUUUAUUAUAAUGGUUUUGCAUUGCAAUUUGACGGAAUUUAUAAGAAUAGGUUUUUGUAACGUCUUUUAAGUUUGAAACAUUUGCUAUAAAAUUUUAUUUCGUAUUAUUUAGUAUUUAUGUAUUACGGUAUUUCCUUAUUGGCCCAUUGCAAUUAAUUUACAAAUACUUAAUACCGAUCUCUCAUGCUCUAUUGAAUAAACUUAGGAAUUAUAGGUACCCAUUAAAACACGACAUGUAUAAUAAAUCUAAAUAUAAAAUUGACACUGUUAUAUAUGUUAUAAUAUUACUUGCAUAUUAAUUAAGUUAAAUGGAUAGAAUUCAUUUAAAUAUUUCUUAGAUAAUAAGGUAAAAUGCAUGGCUUAGUAAUAGAUAUAUAAAAUACGCGUAGUUAUUAAUAAUAAUAAUAAAUAACUUAUCACUGUUGCAUAUCCUUGCUUGCAAAAUCAAUAUGUAAUAAUUUUGUGAAAACAUGCGUAGGUAUAUUUAACUUUUGAACGCCGCGGUGUAUCGCACAGAAAUUAACUAUAAAAUUCCAGUAUUAUUUAUUCCUUUAGUAUAUACUAGUCUUUCGAUUUUUUUAAAAAAUCCCCAAAUCUAAUUAAAAAUGUAGAACUACGAUAUGAAUAUUAGAGUUAAAUAUUUUUAAUAAUUAUACUACACUGUACAUUAAUAUUAAAAUACUGUGUGUAUGACAAUAUUAACCAUAAUUAUAUGUAGUGGUGAACGACACCUUACUUAAGUAAAUUUACAUUUCUUUUAAUUACACAAAAUAAUCAUUUAUUUAAAAUUGUAAAAGCAUUUAUUAAAUUUUAUUUUCAAUUUAUUUUU
Manduca sexta (tobacco hornworm) is the source of this 1682-nucleotide messenger RNA. RefSeq lists its product as uncharacterized. The record is from RefSeq and is a predicted model, not a curated record. Lineage: Eukaryota; Metazoa; Arthropoda; Insecta; Lepidoptera; Sphingidae.